This is a messenger RNA of Cuscuta campestris, 1018 nucleotides long. The record is from the annotation of a GenBank genome assembly. Lineage: Eukaryota; Viridiplantae; Streptophyta; Magnoliopsida; Solanales; Convolvulaceae.
CACAGAUUUCCAUUCUAGCAAACGAAAAUUGAAGACAAAUGAGCUGAUUGACUUGUAUUUUCCAGGUGUGUGUUUGUGCUGAAGAAAGUGUUCUAAGAGAAUGGCGUCAUGACUCGUGAGAUGGCCAUAGAAAGUUUCUUUCUGCAAAUAGUGUUGACGAAAUAAGAUCAGAGGCCGCAAAGGAAAAAAAAACAGCAAAAAGACAGACCCCAUUUCAGCAAAUUCAACUAUAUAGCUAAACGUUGCCGUUAAAUAGCAUUUCAAAUCAUUGAAGUUGUUGCCAAACGGACACUUUAAUCUUAUUUGUCUUGUACAAAUCUCAAUUACGACAAACUUGCUGAAACUAAUGACAACUGCGGGUUCAGAUGAGUUUAAGUGCGGGUUUCCAUCAAAUGCCGGAUUGUCAGUAGUCUCUUAUAAAUGGUGGGGAAGCAAAAGCUGUGAUGGUGGUGGGUAUAAUAAAGAGGAAGAAGAAGACGGUUCCAAAGAAAGAAAGCAACUGUUAGUAGAUGCCAUAGACAAAUCUGAGUUUGAAACAGGUAAUGAUAAAACUCAUAGAAGCAAAAGUGCAGAUUCCAUGAGAGGAGGCAGUUUACUUUCUCAGCUGAGAGAAGAAGCUGCCAGAGAAGGGAGAGAAGCCAUGAGUAAGGUUGGAGUCUAUCAGGGGAAUGAUCUGUUCAAGCUAGAAGAUUUUACCAAAAAGAAAGGUGUUUCUUCAACUAUUUAAAUCUUCAUACCCACAUUAAUUUGGAGGGCUGGCCUAGAGUGAUUUUGAAUAGCUUUGUGCUCAACAGUUGGGAAUUUAAGAUGCCUGAAAAUGAUGUCCUAUGAUAUGAUUUUUAGAUGCCUUAGAAUUUUUCUUCUUUGUUGUAACAACAACAACAACCUAGUUAAAUCCCACAAGAGUAGGGUCUGAAUAAUAGUAGAGACUGGAAGGAUGAUGACUUUAAUAAUAAUUUUGUAUUUCCCAUAUACGGAGUAUGAAUUUCUUGACCGUAAAUCAACUGCUUUGAUUAGU